This is a messenger RNA of Planococcus citri (citrus mealybug), 2406 nucleotides long. RefSeq names its product probable peptidoglycan muropeptide transporter SLC46. The transcript is spliced from 6 exons. Gene Ontology annotation, molecular function: transmembrane transporter activity. Gene Ontology annotation, cellular component: membrane. Gene Ontology annotation, biological process: transmembrane transport. The record is from RefSeq and is a predicted model, not a curated record. NCBI's taxonomy places the organism in Eukaryota, Metazoa, Arthropoda, Insecta, Hemiptera, Pseudococcidae. Bases 322 to 1719 code for a protein of 465 amino acids.
AUAUCUAUAGCUAAAUGUACAUAAUAUGUAUUACGUAGGUACGUGCUGGACGUUCAAAUGUAUAAUUACCAACGCAUUAAGAAUAGGUAUAGGUAAUAUUUCUUUUUAUUAAUUCAACGCAUAGGUUCUAUAAGUAAGCAAACCAGUCGAAGGUAGAAAAUGCAAAUUACCUUACGGUGUAUAAUAUGGUAGGUACUAUGAGCAUCCAAUAUUGGAAUGAUUUGAUGGCACGAUAGUAUAGUGUCGAAAUACACGUGCUCGUAGUAGUUAGUUCCUCGAUUGAAGUGAUUUCAUCGGUAGUGUCGCGAGUUUUGAGUAAACAUGUCUAGAAAUCGUUUACGUUUCUUGAAAGAUGUCACGAUUGAGCCUGCAACCACGUUGUACUUAGCGAUCUAUCUCAUAAUGGACAUCACUAGCACAAAUUUAAUGCUGCAGAAGGUAUGUCGAUUUAAUGCCACAUCCGAGCCAGACUUAAAUACACGAUGCGACGAUGAAAAAAAAGGAAUCCUGUUCGCAUCCCAUGUGAAUUCAACUUACCGUACCGUGAUGUUCUUCCUGUGCAAGAUUAUCACUGUAUUUGCCAUGUGCUGGAGCGACGAAGCUGGUCGACGUCGAAGACCAUUGAUCUAUUUGCCCAUUUUCGGACUAAUCCUGCAAUCGGUGAGCGGUUGCGUGAAUUCUUAUUAUUGGCACUGGUCCCCCCACAUUGCAGCUUUACUCAAUGUGAUCGCUGACAUUAUCACUGGAGGCGGAUCUCUGAUGACGAUCGCUUAUCAGACGUAUGUAUGCGAUGUAUCAGAUGCAGACAGUCGUACAAUGAGGCUGGGUAUUUUCCUAACUUUUAAAACUGUUGGCAAUUUGUUAGGGUUUGGCGCUGCUGGAUAUAUACUUCGAAGUAUCGGGUUCUUUUACACGUACCUAUUGUGUUUCAUUUUAUCGCUGAUCACGUUGCUGUCGGCUUUGAUUUUUGUCAAAGAUGUGUCUGUUCCAGUUGAGAAAAAGAUGCGUGUUUGGAAUUUCUUUAAUCUGAUGCGAAUCGUGGAUAGUUUCAAAGUUGUGUUUAGCAAAGAUGUUGGCAAGAAUAGGAUUGUUGUGCUGAUGCUCGUGAUUAUCUUUACUUUGGUCUUCUUCACUACUCAAGGUGAGAAAGAUAUUUUAUAUUUAUUCUUAAGAGGUAAAUUCAAAUGGCAAGAGAAGCAGUUCAGUUUUUACGUAAUUUACAGAUACACUGGUGUGAUUAUUGGAAGCAUGUUUUGUUCGAUUGUAAUGAGUAAAUAUUUAAACAUGCACGAUGGUUUGAUUGGAAUUAUUUCCGGCACCAUGGACACAAUUGCAGCGAUUGGAUAUCUAAUUGCAAGCGAAGAGUGGCAUCUUUACGUUGUUCCAUUGUUCGAUGUAUUCCACGGCACUGCAAUGACAGUCAGCGUUUCUUUUUAUAGCAAAUACUACAAGAACGACGAAUUUGGGCGUCUGAACUCUGUGGUAGGAAUAUUUGCUUUGAUCAUGCCGGCAAGUCGGCCAGCUUACAAUGUAAUUUUUCAAAAAACUCUGGAUUACUUUCCAUCGGCACUUUUCCUUCUCAGUGUAGUAUUGGAUGUAGUUAUUGUCUUGUUGUACUGCGCAUCGUAUACUUUGAGUAAAAAAUUAGAAAAACAAAAACCAAUUGUAAAAGAAGAAUGUCCAAUGUUGACGACAAACCGGGAAACAAAAAUAAACUAGAACAAAGAGACUGAAGAAAUAAGACUGAUUACAUUAAAUUUUAUGAAUGCUCGUUGUAAAAUGAUCUGAUGAUGAUGAUUAAUUGAUGAACAUUGUUUUAUAUAAUUAUUACUUAUAAGUGUGUAAAUUGAUACAUACCUACCUGUACCUACUUAAUGAAUCAAGUUAUUUGAUACCUAGAAUAUUUUUAUGUAAUUGUCAUAUGAAACUCUGGUCGCUGGACUGAACUGAAUGCAGAAAUAAAGACGAAAGAAGUUUUAUUUUUAGAUCUUUCCAACCAAUUUUAUGAGGUAUCCAACUAUUUAUAUGGGUAAAUAAUCCAAGAUAAAAUGUACGUUUAUACCAAUCUGUAAGUACUUAUCUACUUACUCGAAAAAUGCACUUAUAGAGUACCUAGGUAUAUUGUUUCUUUAUUACUGGUAAUUUUUAAAAUUAAUUCACUCGUUUAAGAGUUGUGAGUAUAUCAGUGUGGCUAUUAUUUUUAAAUUUUGAAUAUGUAUUUGAUCAAAGACCAGAAAAUUCAAAUUACAAGUUGCAUUUUCGUGAUGUUUUUAUUCAAAUUUUUAGAAAAUUAUUACUGACGUACACUAAGUAUAUUUUUUUGUUCGAAAUUUCAACCGAUUCGAAGUUCUUAUUCAGCUAGGUAUUAGAACUUUUCAUUGUGCAAAAUAAAAGGAUUCAGAAUUU